AAUCAAACUACCUAUCCCAUCGAUAGUGUCAUCUCUAUCGCAUCGGCCGCAUUUUUACCCAAAGUUUUCGCGUUUUUGCAAAUUAAACUAACAAAAUGUCGAAGGCCCAUCCCCCAGAGCUGAAAAAGUACAUGGACAAGCGUAUGAUGCUAAAACUGAACGGAGGACGCGCCGUCACCGGCAUUUUGCGAGGAUUCGAUCCCUUCAUGAACGUGGUCCUGGACGACACUGUAGAGGAGUGCAAGGACAACACGAAGAACAACGUCGGAAUGGUGGUAAUCCGCGGCAACAGCAUCGUCAUGGUUGAAGCUCUGGACAGGGUUUAGCACUCGCCUCGGAUCCCAAUAACCUCAAGCACCCAAAAACUGUUAGCCGUAGUGUCUAGUCUUAAGGCUCUGAAACAUUCAUGCGCGCUGUACACCGUCAGAAAAAUACACAAAUUCUUAACUAAAAA
Molecule: messenger RNA, 454 nt
Organism: Drosophila eugracilis
Lineage: Eukaryota; Metazoa; Arthropoda; Insecta; Diptera; Drosophilidae
Gene: SNRPG
Product: probable small nuclear ribonucleoprotein G
Exons: 3
Coding region: 96-326 (76 amino acids)
Biological process (GO): mRNA splicing, via spliceosome; spliceosomal snRNP assembly
Cellular component (GO): P granule; catalytic step 2 spliceosome; U4 snRNP
Molecular function (GO): RNA binding
Source: RefSeq, a predicted model, not a curated record